AUGACCGAGACUAGCAACUCGCUACCGAACCACAAACCUCUCGUCAACGAGGACAGCGUGCCGCCGACGGCAGACGACGGUCGACCUGCCGACUCGCUGACGAGCUUCAGCGCCAGCGUGCGUUCGCACGAGACGUGCGGUGCGGCCGACGAGGAGAAGGUGCCCAUGUGGGUGACGCAUGACUCGCACGGUGUGACGGCGCGCCUGAACAGCGAACACAGACUCGAUGGCGCCACUAAGUCGAUGAAGACGCAUCGAGGGAGCGCUGCGUCGGCCGACCACGUCAAGACAACAACCACGGGACGCUCGAAGUCGAGGUCUCCGCUAUGGUGCUGCGUCACGAGGCGGCGGAAACUGACGAUGCUCGAGCGAACGCUGCUCGUGUCUACAAUCACGAUGGUAGCAGCGUGUUUAGUGUUAGUAAUUCUCCUCGCGCUAGGCAGUGAAGAUUCACCUGAACACCGUAACGCCACACAAGAAAUAUGUUUGACGGCUGAUUGUAUAAAUAUAGCUGCGUCGAUGAUCAACCGUAUGGACGCGAGCGUCGAGCCGUGCGACGACUUCUACCGAUACGCGUGCGGCAACUGGCUGCGCGAGAACGUGCUGCCCGACGACGAGACGGGAUACGACGUGUUCUACAUACUCACGAUGAAAAACAUGAAGAAGGUUAAAAAACUCGUCGAGGAGCCAAUAUCUGACGAAGAUAACAUAGCGACGACCAAGGUGAAACAGUUCUACGUAUCUUGUACAAACGUCGACCAGGCGAUGCUCACGCUGCGGCGUGACCUGUACCUGAACGACAGCAACGCGGAGUACGUCGGCUACAUGGAGGCCUACCACAGGUUCAUGGUGGACACGGUGAUGCUGCUCGGCGGAGACGACCACGACCGCGUGUGGGACGAGAUGCUGGCCGUGCUAGAGCUGGAGAAGGAAAUCGCAAACCUUACGCUGCCCUGGAUGGAAAUGCGAGGCAAAGAGGAGGAGCGAUACAAUAAGUUGACGAUAGCAGAGCUACAAGAACUCGUUCCACAGAUUCAUUGGUUACGGUUGUUUGAACACAUAUUUGAGAUAUCACCAGAAAUCGUAAUCACUGAAGACGAGGAACUUAUUGUGAAAUCCGUUGAGUUCAUGAUGGAGAUUGGCCAGUUGGUGCUAAACACUCCGAAAAGAACAAUGGCUAACUACAUCAUCUGGCGAUUUGUCGAGAAUACGAUUAUUCGCCUUGAUCAGCGCUUUCACGACCUCCAUUACGUGUUCUACGAUACCUUAUACAAGACAGAUUCGAAAUCUCGGCCCAGGUGGCGUGAGUGCGUGUUCAACGUGGUCCGAAUGAUGGACAUGGCUGUCGGCUCCAUGUAUAUCAGGGAACAUUUCCACAUGGAAGCCAAGGGUCAUGUAACUGAUAUCAUCAACACAAUAGUAGAGGCGUUUCUACACUUUUUGCACAACCUGGACUGGGCUGAUGAGGAAACAAAGGUUGCUAGCGAAGAAAAGGCACGCGCAAUAGAGAAGUUGAUUGGCUAUCCUGACGAGGUGAUGGAUUCUGAGCGCCUGGGACAAAUGUACACUUGGCUUCACGUAGCGGAGGACACGUUUUUCGGCAAUGCUCUCAAUUUGGAGCGAUUUCUUGCCAAAGAAGAGUUUAGUCAAUUACGUAACCCAGUGGAUAGAAACAAGGGCAUCUCUCCAAUAAUCCACCCGAAUGCUUACUACUAUAGCAUGUGGAACCAAAUAGUGUUCCUCGCUGGCAUUCUUCAACCGCCCUUCUACAACUGGUACGCACCUAAGUACAUCAACUAUAGUGGCAUAGGAAUUGUUAUCGGGCAUGAGAUAACACACGGUUUCGAUGACUCAGGUAGGAAGUAUGACAAAAACGGAAACCUGACAGAAUGGUGGCCAGAACAAGAUAUUGAAGCAUUCAACGAGAAAGCAAAAUGCAUCAUUGAUCAAUAUUCGGAAUACAAUAUCGAAGACGUUGGCAGUCUCAACGGGAAUUACACUUUGGGUGAAAACAUUGCCGACAACGGUGCACUCAAGCAGGCAUUCUGGGCAUAUCGUCAACAGAUAGGUUCAAAUAGCGAAGAGAGUCGUCUACCAGGACUCGACCUCAGCCCGAACCAGCUGUUCUUCCUCAACUACGCGCAGUUGUUUUGCGAAAUGAGAAGCAAAGAAGGGUUUGAAGAGGCGAUAAAAGCCGACGUCCACAGCCCAGGCGAAUACCGUGUCAUAGGCAGCUUAACCAACUCGAAGGAAUUUUCCGAACUCUACAAUUGCGCUCUCGGAACAUUCAUGAAUCCAGAGGAGAAAUGCGAGGUGUGGGUGACCACGUGA
Priapulus caudatus is the source of this 2331-nucleotide messenger RNA. RefSeq names its product endothelin-converting enzyme 1-like. Gene Ontology annotation, biological process: protein processing. The transcript has 19 exons. Lineage: Eukaryota; Metazoa; Priapulida; Priapulimorpha; Priapulimorphida; Priapulidae. Gene Ontology annotation, molecular function: metalloendopeptidase activity. The record is from RefSeq and is a predicted model, not a curated record. Bases 1 to 2331 code for a protein of 776 amino acids. Gene Ontology annotation, cellular component: plasma membrane.